AUGCCCUCGCCCCUCCCGCGGCGCCCUCACCUGCCCGGCGACCUCUCGCCGUCGUCGGGGGACUCGCGGCCCUGCAGCAGCCCCUGCGAGCUCUUGGGAGGCAUCCCGCCACGGGCCCCGCGCCUCCGGCGCCGGCUGGCCUGGUGCUCCAUCGACUGGGAGCAGGUGUGUCUGCUACGGAGGCUGGGCGCGGGGGGCUUCGGCUCAGUGUACGAGGCGACCUACUACGGCGUGCGCGUGGCUGUCAAGCAGGUGAGCCGGUGCUCCAAGAACCCGCGGGCGUCGAGGCGCAGCUUCUGGGCCGAGCUCAACGCGGCCCGGCUGCGCCAUGCCAACAUCGUGCGCGUGCUGGCAGCCAGCACGCGCCCGCCCCCGGGUUUCAACAGCCUGGGGACCGUCAUCAUGGAGUUCGGGGGCAACAUCACCUUGCACCAGGUCAUCUACGGCCCCACCAGCUGCCCUGGGGACGCCGGCGCGCACCUGGGCUUGGAAAGGUGUCUAAAGUACUCCCUAGAUGUGGUCAGCGGCCUGCUGUUCCUCCACGCGCAGAGCAUCGUUCACUUGGACCUCAAGCCGGCCAACAUCCUCAUCAGUGAGCAGGACGUCUGCAAGAUCGGGGACUUCGGCUGCUCCGCGAGGCUGGAAGACCUGCGGAGCCCGCGGACACCUCACCACCUGGGCGGCACCUACACUCACCGAGCCCCAGAGCUCCUCGAAGGAGAGCCCGUUACUCCCAAGGCCGACAUCUACUCCUUCGCCAUCACCCUCUGGCAGAUGAGCACGCGGGAGGCGCCCUUCUCUGGGGAGCGGCAGCACGUGCUCUACGCCGUGGUGGCCUACCACCUCCGGCCCGCCCUCCGGGCGCCCGUCUUCACCGACUCUGUACCGGGGAAGACGUUGGCGGGCAUCAUCCAGCGCUGCUGGGCAGCCCUUGCUCCUGAGAGGCCGAGCACAGAGCUUCUCUUGGGGGACCUCCACACUUUGAAAGAGGAGCUGGGAGGACUUGAGACUGGAUCCAGAUAA
Molecule: messenger RNA, 1023 nt
Organism: Dama dama (fallow deer)
Lineage: Eukaryota; Metazoa; Chordata; Mammalia; Artiodactyla; Cervidae
Gene: MOS
Product: MOS proto-oncogene, serine/threonine kinase
Exons: 1
Coding region: 1-1023 (340 amino acids)
Biological process (GO): protein phosphorylation
Molecular function (GO): protein kinase activity; ATP binding
Source: RefSeq, a predicted model, not a curated record